UUCGAGAUUCAUUCACCGACCCCCGGCUUCUUUUCCCUCACCCACAACUCACUCGCUCUCUCGUUCUUUCAUUCGCAUCGUCCACCUUCAUCUCCGCGGCCAUGGACGAAGAUUACACUAAUAUCGGCUCUGAGGAGGGCGACCGCGAGACCACCCGAGUCUGGCGCACUUGGCGAACAGUCUUUGAGAUGCUGCGGGACCGCGGCUACGAAGUUACGGACGAAGAAGUGCAAAUCAAGCUCGACGAAUUCAAACAGAAAUACGUGGACGAGAAAGGAUAUCCCAGCCGCGAGAAGCUAAAGAUCCAAGCCCGCCCGACCGAAGCCAUGAAGGCGAAAUACACGCCCCUCCCCACACCCUCCAACCGCGAGCCCCAAGCGGACUGUGGCACAAUCUACAUCGAAUUCUGCCCGGAUGACAGCGGUAUCGGUACCAAGCAAGUGCGUUCUUUCAACCACACGGUCGAUGAGGGCAACUUCCACACGGGCAUUUUCAUCACCAAAACGCCCAUUUCCCCCUCCGCUGUCCGUCUGCUCAGCGGCAUCCCCGGCCGCAUCUGCGAGCAUUUCCAGGAACAGGAUCUUCUGGUUAACAUCACACGGCACGAGCUUGUCCCGAAACACGUUCUUUUGAGCCCAGAGGAAAAGGGCCGUCUGCUGCAGCGGUACCGCCUGAAGGAGUCGCAGCUGCCGAGAAUGCAGGUGUCAGAUCCCGUCGCUAGGUAUUUGGGAUUGAGGCGCGGACAGGUUGUGAAGAUCAUCCGGCGGAGUGAGACUGCAGGGCGUUAUGCAAGUUACCGAUGGGUUAUUUAAGUUCGGUUUCGGAAGUGGAUCAUGGUCUAGAUUCCAACUUUAUGGCUUGCGACCAACCACGAAGAGACUGGCCUGCAAGACGCACCGAAUCAGCUGGUGGAAUAAUCAAUCCUCACGAGUCGAGAGGGGAGGAAAGAAAGAAGGAAAAGAAAAUAGGCAUUGGGCAGCAUGGCGUAACGGCGAAAGAAAUUUCAGGACGGUGUUAUAUCCUUGUUCUUUGGUGUACGAUUUAGUACUGGUUAAUAUUGACCAAACAAGCAAAAAAACUGUACAAUUUAUUUAAUAGAGCAUGCAGAACGUCUACCACGGACUCUUCCAGGUCUAAUAUCUAACAGAACGUAAUCACAC
Aspergillus versicolor CBS 583.65 is the source of this 1160-nucleotide messenger RNA. Its product is annotated as DNA-directed RNA polymerase core subunit RPB5. Lineage: Eukaryota; Fungi; Ascomycota; Eurotiomycetes; Eurotiales; Aspergillaceae. Gene Ontology annotation, cellular component: RNA polymerase III complex; RNA polymerase I complex; RNA polymerase II, core complex. The record is from RefSeq and is a predicted model, not a curated record. Gene Ontology annotation, molecular function: DNA-directed RNA polymerase activity; DNA binding. Gene Ontology annotation, biological process: DNA-templated transcription. The transcript is spliced from 3 exons. The coding region runs from base 102 to 812 and encodes 236 amino acids.